This is a messenger RNA of Sarcophilus harrisii (Tasmanian devil), 11654 nucleotides long. RefSeq names its product dispatched RND transporter family member 1 (gene DISP1). Gene Ontology annotation, cellular component: membrane. Lineage: Eukaryota; Metazoa; Chordata; Mammalia; Dasyuromorphia; Dasyuridae. The record is from RefSeq and is a predicted model, not a curated record. The transcript has 8 exons. The coding region runs from base 997 to 5619 and encodes 1540 amino acids.
CAUACAGCCAUCUGAUUUUCUUAGUAAUUUUUAUUAAGCUUGAUUACAUUUCUUAAUAUUUUUGAGCAUCUGAAUUAUUGCCCAUUUGCUGUUGAUGUCAUCUCCAAGUUCACAGCAGUAGGUUAGGAGUUUUUAAAGGAUUUUUAAAGAAAAUUCUGUAAUUAAAAGAUUUUUAAUUUUGGAAUUAGCAGGACUCUAAAUUUACAGCUUAUUCCAUGGAAGAUUAAUGCUAUUUUCUAGAAAGAAAGCAAUUAUAACUUGUUUGUCCAAUAUCUUCCUUCUUACAGACAGCGAACAUGCCCUUUUAAAAAUAGUGUUUUCUGCUUUGUAAACUCUCCACCCUGAAAUUAUGAAUAUGAAUUAUUUGUAACAAUGCAUCCCUGAUGUAUGGAAAUAAGCAACUGAUUUAUAUGAUGUAAACGGAGUGCCUUAAGAGCCCAGAAAACCCAGUUUGUAACACUUAAUGUCAGUCUAAGCAAGCAAAAGUAAGAUCAUCUAACGUGGCUUUAUUCAGCUAAGCAACUUUAAAUCAAAAAGAUCAAAGAAGCUUAUAACUAAAACCAGCACUUUGUGCAGCUUCCCUGUAGAAGCAGGAAGAGACUAGAAAUUACAUGUCACCUUCAUAUCCUGACUUACUGACCUUGUGCUAGGAUCAAGCCCCUCUGUAUGCCAGCUGUUACCAUUAUUAAGACCUUGCCCCUAGGGGUUAAGGAGGAGAAAAACUCUCCUGUCCUAUAGGAGAGCAAACACUGGAAGUUCCAGCCCCCUAACAUGCCUAAUUCAAGGCAAUCUGCAUGUGCUUGUCAUUCAGCCUUGUCUCCAGGCAUUGUAAGGGCUGCUCUGGCUAACUUUUUCUUUCUGUUGUGUGGCUGCUGCUCUGGCCGCUACUGGGGUAGCUCCUGCAGGCAUUUGCAAAUCAGACAGCCUGAGGAAGGAAGCUUGUAGAGAUCCUCCGGUGAAGUUCCUUCUUUUGGCUGAAAGUAAAGAAGUUGGAGCAUGGCUAUGAGCAGUGGAAAUAAUGAUUUCAUGGUCCUGAGCAAUGGCGACAUUAUGCCCAACUCCAGUACCCUUACAUCUUGCGAUGGAGACAUUGCAAUCCAGCAGCACCCAUCCAAAGAAGCACCUAGAACAAAAGUGAGUCCAAAUGGAUGCCUCCAAGUUAAUGGCACAAUUAAACCUUCUUUUCUGCCUUUAGACAACCAAAGAACCCCCCAGAUGUUAUCACAAUGCUGCCAUCCUUGCCCAUACCAUCACUCUUUGAAUAACCAUAGCAGUCACCAAGAGUGCCAUUCCCAAGCUGGUCCCACAGCACCAUCUCCUGUGGCCUCGUGUUGCAUGCAACCACACUCAGAGUAUUCUGCAUCUCUGUGUCAAAAUCAUUCACCUGUAUAUCAGACCGCCUGCUGUCUUCAACCCUCUCCAUCAUUCUGCCUGCAUCAUCAGUGGCCUGACCAUUUUCAACAUCAGCCGGUGCAGCAGCAUAUAGCCAACCUAAGGCCUUCCAGACCUCUCAAGUUACCAAAAAGUUAUGCAGCCUUGAUAGCUGACUGGCCUGUGGUGGUCCUGGGCAUGUGUACUGUGCUCAUUGUGGUCUGUGCCUUAGUUGGAAUAUUGGUGCCUGAUCUUCCUGACUUCUCUGACCCCUUGCUGGGUUUUGAACCAAGAGGAACUGCCAUAGGCCAAAGGCUGGUCACAUGGAAUAACAUGGUGAAAAAUACAGGCUACAAAGCAACACUGGCAAAUUAUCCUUUUAAAUAUGCAGAGGAGCAAGUCAAAAGCCAUCGUGAUGACAGAUGGUCAGACAAUCAUUACGAAAGAGAAAAGAGACAAGCAGAAUGGAAUUUCCACAAAGACAGCUUUUUCUGUGAUAUUCCAAGUGACCGAUAUUCCAGAGUAGUAUUUACUUCCACUGAAGGAGACACUUUAUGGAACUUGCCCGCAAUUAAAUCAAUGUGUAGUGUGGAUAAUAUGAGGAUCAGAUCCCAUUCGCAGUUUGGUGAUCUCUGCCAGAGAGCUACAGCUGCUUCCUGUUGCCCUAGCUGGACCCUGGGAAACUACAUUGCUAUACUUAACAAUAGGUCGUCCUGUCAAAAAAUCGUCGAGAGAGAUGUUUCCCAUACCUUGAAGCUCCUGCGAACGUGCGCCAAACACUACUACAAUGGCACUCUGAGGCCAGACUGCUGGGACAUAGUGUCCCGAAGGAAGGACCAACUCAAGUGUACCAGUGUGCCUCGUAAAUGCACCAAGUACAACGCCGUUUACCAGAUCCUCCACUACCUGGUGGACAAAGACUUUCUAAGCCCAAAGACAAUUGAUUACAUGGUACCAGCCUUAAAGUACAGCAUGCUCUUCUCGCCCACUGAAAAAGGGGAAAGCAUGAUGAACAUUUACCUAGACAACUUUGAGAAUUGGAACUCAUCAGAUGGUGUGACAACUAUCACAGGAAUAGAGUUUGGUAUCAAACACAGUUUGUUUCAGGAUUAUCUUUUAAUGGAUACCGUGUAUCCCGCCAUCGCCAUUGUGAUUGUACUCUUAGUCAUGUGCAUUUAUACCAAGUCCAUAUUUAUCACUCUGAUGACGAUGUUCGCCAUAAUUAGUUCUUUGAUAGUAUCCUAUUUUCUCUACAGAGUAGUAUUUAACUUUGAGUUUUUCCCCUUCAUGAAUCUCACUGCCCUUAUCAUCUUGGUCGGCAUUGGAGCAGAUGAUGCUUUUGUACUCUGUGAUGUUUGGAAUUACACCAAGUUUGACAAACCCCACGCUGAAACCUCUGAGACGGUGAGCAUCACACUGCAACACGCCGCACUCUCCAUGUUUGUCACCAGCUUCACCACUGCGGCUGCUUUUUAUGCUAAUUAUGUCAGCAACAUCACCGCCAUCCGGUGCUUUGGAGUUUAUGCCGGGACUGCCAUUCUGGUGAAUUAUGUCCUCAUGGUCACUUGGUUGCCAGCUGUAGUAGUGCUUCAUGAGCGAUAUCUCCUCAAUAUAUUCACUUGUUUCAAGAAGCCUCAGCAGCAAAUGUACAGCGACAAGAACUGCUGGACAGCAAGCAUUUGCCAAAAGUGCCACAAAGUGAUUUUUGCCAUUUCUGAAGCAUCGCGGAUUUUCUUUGAAAAAGUGUUACCGUGCAUCGUCAUCAAGUUCCGGUACGUCUGGCUCUUCUGGUUCCUUGCCUUAACCAUAGGCGGGGCGUACAUCGUAUGCAUUAAUCCAAAGAUGAAGCUUCCCUCUCUCGAGCUGUCUGAAUUCCAAGUGUUCCGGUCCUCUCACCCGUUCGAACGCUACGACGCAGAGUACAAAAAGCUUUUCAUGUUUGAACGUGUUCACCAUGGGGAAGAGCUGCAUAUGCCCAUCACGGUCAUCUGGGGAGUGUCCCCUGAAGACAACGGCAAUCCUCUCAACCCCAAAAGUAAAGGGAAGUUGAAGCUGGAUACCAGUUUCAACAUCACUAGCCCGGCUUCCCAGCUCUGGAUUUUGCACUUCUGUCAGAAGCUGAGGAAUCAGACUUUCUUCCACCAGACUGAUGAGCAAGACUUCACCAGCUGCUUCAUCGAGACAUUUAAGCAGUGGAUGGAGAAUCAGGAUUGUGACGAGCCUGCCCUUUAUCCAUGCUGCAGCCACUGGAGCUUUCCCUACAAGCAGGACAUUUUUGAAUUGUGUAUCAAGAGAGCGAUCAUGGAGCUGGAGAGGAGCACUGGGUACCACCUGGACAGCAAGACCCCAGGACCAAGGUUUGACAUCAAUGACACCAUCAGGGCUGUAGUGCUGGAGUUCCAGAGUACCUACCUCUUCACACUGGCCUAUGAAAAGAUGCAUCAGUUCUAUAAAGAGGUAGAUUCAUGGAUUUCCAAUGAGCUUAGUUCUGCACCCGAAGGUCUCAGUAAUGGUUGGUUUGUCAGCAACUUGGAAUUCUACGAUCUUCAAGAUAGUCUCUCUGAUGGCACGCUCAUUGCCAUGGGUCUUUCAGUGGCUGUUGCAUUUAGUGUAAUGCUCCUCACAACUUGGAACAUAAUAAUAAGCCUUUAUGCAAUCGUUUCUAUAGCUGGAACUAUAUUUGUCACUGUUGGCUCCCUGGUUCUUCUGGGCUGGGAGCUUAACGUCCUAGAAUCGGUCACUAUUUCAGUGGCUGUUGGUCUGUCUGUAGACUUUGCUGUCCAUUACGGGGUUGCUUACCGCUUGGCACCAGACCCUGAUCGAGAAGGAAAGGUGAUCUUCUCACUGAGUCGCAUGGGCUCUGCCAUAGCAAUGGCUGCCCUGACCACCUUUGUGGCUGGUGCCAUGAUGAUGCCCUCCACAGUUUUAGCUUACACUCAGCUUGGAACUUUCAUGAUGCUGAUCAUGUGCAUCAGUUGGGCUUUUGCAACCUUCUUCUUCCAGUGCAUGUGUCGCUGCCUGGGCCCUCAGGGCACCUGCGGCCAGAUCCCUUUACCUAAAAAGUUUCAGUGCAGUGCCUUCUCCCAUGCUUUGUCUCCAGUGCCAGACAACAAGGGACAGAACAAAGCACACGCCAUGAAUACGUAUCAUUUGGAUCCCAGAGGUCAGAAGUCUGAACUAGAACACGAAUUCUAUGAGUUAGAACCUCUGGCAUCCCAUAACUGUAGUACCUCAGAGAAGACAACUUAUGAAGAAACCCACAUUUGUUCUGAAUUUUUCAACGGCCAAGCAAAGAACCUGGGAGUGCCAGUCCAUGCGGCCUACAACAGCGAGCUCAGCCAAAGCAUGAAAAAUGGGAGCAGCUCUGCUUUGUUGCAGCCGGCUGUGGAACAUCACACCAUGUGCCAGCUCUUCUCUCUGAAUAGGAGGUGUAGCUGCCCCCAUGCCUACAAGCACCUGCGGUACAGUCCUCACUCUUGCCAGCAGCUGGGAGACUCUCUUUGCUUCCAGUGUGCUCCAGCAGCAGGGAACUUUGUGCAGGUCCAGAAGACCCUGGCACCUCUGAACGCAGUGCAGCAAGCCCCUGAGGGUUUGGCGCAUCCCAUGCAGCAUGUCCACCACUGUCCGUGCUUACAGGGGAGAGCCAGGCGCCCCGUAAUGCAGAAUUCGCUCCCAAGAAACUUUUUUCUCCAUUCAGUGCAACACAUUCAGUCCCAAGAAAAAAUCAGCAAUGCCAAUGCACACAGUCUUCAGAGCAUCGAAGAGAACUUGAGGGUUCUUCCAAAGACGGCGGACUCCUCACCAUUGACCUGCAGAAGUACAGACUCUAUAGUAAAAUUGUGUUGUGAUCCCAAGAAGACUGUAUUACCAAACCAAAGGGAACUCUGUAAAAAUAGGGACGCUUGUGACCUAGCAGGGAAUUCUGAGGUCAGUGGGAAUGAAAGCAAGGGCAUUUGCUCAGUGAAUCAGACUGAAAAAUUCGAGAGUAAGGCGGACCCGAGUUCACCACAGACUGGUCUAAUUGUAAGCUCAGAACAUUUAAACCAAAAUGAACCAAAACUUAUAUUUAACAGUUUAAGGAGAGAGAGUGGUUAUGUAUCUCACCCUAGCAAUUCUCAGUGUUGUGGCAGAGUUGUCAAGGUGAAGUGCCAUUCUGUGGACUAUCAGAUGCCAAACAUUGAAGCCAAUGUGCCUGCUGUAUUAACACACUCGGAACUUUCCAGUGAAAGUUUAAUAAAAACACUAUAAUAAAUAUUAAGUUUAGAAAGUGUCUCAAUUUUUCUUUUCAAGUAGAAAUUCAGAAUGGGUCCUGAACACUAUGGAACCAAAUGGAAAUCUCAGUAAACCAAAAGACAAAAUCUCAUAGCUAUUGGGUGGAGUUUUAUUUUAUCCUUUUUCUGAAAAUAGAUGUAUCUCACUGAAAAUUGUGUUAUUUUUCUCAUAGGAUCAUUAUAAAAUUACUUCUAAUAAAAUAGUUUUUGCAAUUGGUAGCCAGAGAUAAGAGAGAAUGUCCUCUCCACUAUCUUUCCCUAGAACUCAAGGAUCUCACUUUGCUCAGGGAUCCUAGAUCCCAUAGUUUCUGUUCUUUUAGGUAGUCAUAUUUUUAUCCCAGUUCAGAUCCUGGACUUUUAUUUAAAAUCGACAUCAGUUGAGCAUAGAUAGUUUUCUCCUAUCUGUGCACAAAGGUAUAAGAGUGACUUUGGGUUUAAUAGUUAAUUUAGAGAUGGUUCCAGCAGUAGUUCCACAAAACCUUUUUUGGACUGAGCAAUGGGAAAACACUGUGCUAUUGAUGAAGUCAUGUUCAAAGGUAAAUAGAUAAUCUUAGCCAUUCAAGGGAGGCAAGUAAAGGAAGAUCCUGUUUUAAAUGUUCCAGAGACUAUUCAUCCAUGUUCAAUCCAAUUUCAUACUCAAAUUGGGAUCAUCUCAGUGUUACCUGGCAUCCAUAUUUGUCUUUCUUAUUCAGCUAUUAAAUUGGUUGGCAAAGGAGCCACAAAUAAUAUUCAACUGAACUAUCAUUUCAACCCCAGAAAGAUAGAAUGUCCAAGCAGUCAAAGAGUAUUAAUGAAAAUUUGGUCUUGGAAGGUUAACCUUCUUAUUAUGUAUUAAACUACAUGAGAUGAGUCUUUGGUUGGUGCAGGUCCACCAAUACUUUCCCCCCACAUGGUAGAAUAGAUAUUGAGUGUCUUUAUAUCCACAUAAGGAGUUUUAUUCUCUGGAAAGAUCCAUUUUUAUAUUCUGUGCCCAGGAAGAUUUUCCAGUGACUUAUUUCUUUUGUUAUUUGAUGGAUUAAAUUGUCAAUGUUUGAUGACACUGUGAACAUUAUUCUACUUUUCUAUGAGGACCUAGAAUUGUUCUCUUUCUUGCCAAGAAACUGAAGUUUCAGGCGGCAUUUUAAUUGACACUAGCAUAUCUAUUGUUGGAUCAGUAUAUAGAGUUGAGCUGUUGGAGCCUGCCUUUUGGGUAAUAGUUCAAACAACACAUCAUAUAGAACAGGAUGUCAUUUGAUCCUCAGUGCAUUAUAACCUCAUACAAGGAGACAGCUCUCAGCCAUCUUUUAUUUUCUUGUAUGUAUUUUGGGUUUUUUGUUUUUUAAAUGAAAGACUUGGGUAUCAGAUUGAGCCUUCUGAUCUUUGGAAUACUCCCUACAAAAAGAGUUUACUUUCUAAAAAGCAUAAUAUCAAUUAUUCCACUAGAAUGCAUAUCUAUUAGUCCUACCCAUCAUCUCAGGCCUGAAACUAGCCUAUGGUGAGUAAACUAGUAAGAAGAGAGAGCAGAAGCCACAGUCCUAAUGAUAGGUUUUCCUUCUGAUACAUCUUACUUUAAUGAGGACUGUUAAAAAUUCAAGGACUCUGCUCUUUUAUUUCCAUUGACCUGGAUUUUCUUUUGUUUAAGCAAAGUAACAACAACAACAACAACAAAAGGUUCUUCCAUUAUACUACAUAGCCAGUAUAUUAAUCAUCAUUUGAUUUUGUUUUUCUUGAUUGUCUAACUUGAAAAGAACAUAAGGCACCUCUCUAUCCCCAAUCCCAUCCAUGUGUGGAUGCUAAAGUAAGCUUUGGUCUUUGGACCCUAAAUAGCAACUUUUUUUUUUGUUUUUCAUCCUCUGAAUAUCAUGUCUCUUUUCAGUUAUUCAGAGAGGCUUUGAGAGACCAUGUGGACUUGUGGGAGGAAAAAAAAAUUAUUUAAAAAGCCAAAUAUAAUUCUUAUCUCACCUCUUACCUAUGGUAUGGCCUUGAAUAUAUCACGAAAUCUGUUGUUCAUUUUUUUCCCCUAGUACAAUGGCUGUCAUAUUAACUAUUUCCUCUUUCCCUCCAGGGCUUUUUUGUAAGCCAGUGUUGGUUGUUGCCUAGAAAGCUUUUUGAACUCAGUUUGAGUCUGGGGCCAUACAGAGAUAAGGCAUCAUUAUUUCCAGUUCAGUGCCACUAAGGAAUUUAGACGUGUCUUCGAGGAUUGACUUGGCCAGCAAAUGAGUGGAUAAAUUGCAUUUUGGAAGGAGUGCCCUUUUUUCUUCCUGAUAAACUAUGUUUGUAACUUGGGAGGUGUCUGAUUUAGGGAAAGAUUUUGGUACUGUUUGUAUUCCAGAAAUCAGAAAGAAAGUCCCUCUGUAGUAGAUAGGUUAGAAGUCAUGUACACAUAGCUUAUUUAAACCCUUUCUGAUGUGCUUUGCUAAAUCACACAACAUCAUAUUUACCUAAACUGACUUUUUCUUUAGUGAUUAUGGCCAUGUUACCAAACUAGUUCUUGAAUUUUCUUGCUAAGCCACUUACUUAAUUUCUACUUCAUUGAACAAGUGGAUUAUUCAGAAAGGAAUGAGUUUUUCUUCUCCACCCCUAUCCCCAAUCCUGAAGAAUAGAUGCAUUGUAUAAAGAGUAAACUACACAUCUUCACAUGUGUAUGUUCAUUUCCUGUAUAUAAUUACUGUAAAGUACACAUACUUAUAAAAUAGAACCUUUAAGAAUAUGCUGCUAUUAAAUCUUCUUUCCAAUAAUCUGCCAUGCCUAGACCUCAAUCCUUCCAACUCCUUUUUUAAACAACAAUUUAAAUAACAGUUCUAUAAAUAUAAGUAGCAUAGGAAGAAGUUUAGGAAACAUUCUUAGUGGGUAUUGUUCCAAAUGUAAAGCAUCUCUUAUAUUGUCUGCAUUAAAAAUCUGUACUUUGUUUUUUUCAAGGGAGAUGGGAAAACUUAGAUAGUUGGACUUAGCUAAAUUAGUUGAAUUUAACUAAGGCAAUCAGUCUAGAAUGGGAACAUGUACUAGUUUUUGUACAGAAUUGAAUCUAAAGACUUGAUUUUAAAUACUUUCACAAAUAAUUAGAAAAGAAAAUCUGAUAAGUCCAUAAAGACUUAUUUCAAUUGCAUUCAAAAUGUAUGGCAGUACCAUAAGUAUAUUCACAUUCCUUGCUUAAGACUUCUUUACUUUGUUGUAAACUGUAUUUAGCUGACAUUCAAAAUAUGGUGCUUUAUUGCUAGUGAUUUUUGUAUCGAGCCAGAAUACUGCUAUACAAUGGCCAUCCCAUGGAGCAUACCUGGGCCCCAACUACUUCUUGGGACACAUACUUACUUCUAAAGGAUUUGGUAUUUAGGGUUAUGGCUUUGGAGUCAUUACUGAAAAAAGAGGUGCAGAAGAAUUUCCAGGGUCCACUCAAUGCUCCAUGCCACGUCUUUAAACGCUGAACAGAAAAGGCUUGGGCCCAGGUCUGCUAUGCAAAUUCUAUAGGUUGACCACUGUUAACAUUUAAAAAAUUCAUUCAACAUAUAAGUAUCUGUUAAAUAUCUACUAGGUAAUGAGAAUGCAAAGAUUGAAAAUAAUGUAAUUACUGACAAAAGAAAGCUUAGAAUCAUUCUGAAAAGGAAAUGAAGCUUGUGUUCAAUUAACUAUAAUAUUACUUAAGCUAUGAAAAAUACACAGGGGAGGAAUCAAAUAUGACAGGAAGGUAUGUGCUGGAGGUGGGGUGGGACAGGGACAAAAAAAAAGGACAGUUUUGUGAGGUUGGGACUCUAGAGCUAGAGCUAGGGCUUAAAGGAAUAGAAUUUCAGUAUGAGGAGUUCUAAGCAGGAACUUAACUCAGGGAACUUAACUUUGGGAUUUGUAUUUAUAUGCCCAAUAUUUAUAAUUUAUUGCACAUAAAUUUAGUUUAACAAUAAUUAAGUAUCUAUUGUGUGCAUAAAACCACUAGACAGUGAGAAAGAUAGAUACAAAGCAUAGAGUCUAGUAAAGCUUAUAAUUUUGUAAGGCGAUAAAACAAUACAAUAGCAACAAAUAAUAAAACAUCAGUAACAGAGAAGUGAUAGCUUCCAUUAAUACUGCUAUUAUCUGACAAAUAAUUGUGUAUUUAUCUGAUAAAUAUUUGAAGGGUAUCAGUCCUUCAAAAGGGUGAUUUUAAAAAACCAAUCAAAAUUAUACUGGAUAAUAAAACUAAAAGGAAGCAUUAAUUAAUCACUUUUGUAGGUUUAAACCAUGUAGUCACUAAAAAUAAAGAUGGCAUUUUAUUAAUUUGCUGAAUAUUGAUGAUAUUAAUUAGCACAUCUACCUCCUUUUAAGGUUUGUCAGAAUAAUUACUGUCUUUCUUUAAGUAAAUCUGGUCAGAAAGAAAGAAUGAAAUCUUUAAAAAGAAGGCAGUGCCCAAGGGUGAACUCUGUCUGGUCUUGUCAGUGCUGUAAGAUGCUACUUCUAAGAACUCUGACCUUGUAGUUUUCCUUUUGAAUCAGGUGUGUAGGGCAGGUUGAGGGGGAGAGAGGCAAGGCAAAAUGGCCCUGUAUUAACCUGCCCAAUAACCUGUAAGGAAUCUUCUCUUAAAAAACAAAAAAGAGUGCUGAGAUCUUUGAUUAAUGUUUAUGUCAUUCUACUUAAAUAAAAGAGUACCAAGGGUAGAGAUGAGAGUUCAAGUCAACAGAUACUUAUAAAUCUCUUCUAUUCAUAAGGUACCAAAGCUUUUCCCUGGAGGGCAGAGUGCAAAGCUGAACUAACAGGUCUCUGCCCUCAAAUAUCUUGCACUCUAAUUCAGGUAAAAUAUGACCUGCACAUACAUAGUUUCAGUAUAGAAUUCAGCUUAAAAGUGCACAAGAGGGACAAAGUACUUUGGAGAGUCCCCAGGAACUGAGGAUGGGCUGUGCUUCCCAUUUACACAUUCAUUGUCCUAGUACAGAUCUUCAUCACCUCUCACUUAGGGAACAGAAAUAGAUUUCUAAUUAGUCUCCCCACCUCAAGUCUCUUUCCAAUUCAUCUUUCACUCAGUUGUUGAUGUAGUUUUCCAAAAGUAAAUCUGAUCCUGUCAUUCUUCCCUUCCCCAAUAAAUUCCAGUGACUCCCUAUUACUUCUAGAAUUUAAAAAUGAAAUUCUCUGGUUGGCAUUUAAACCCUUCCCAAUCUGGCCUCUUCCUCACCUUCUUACAAUUCAUUCUCCUAAGUGACUUCACAUUCUAUUCACAUGCACACUGAAUCUCCUUAUACCUUGUAUUUAUAUUUGCUGUCUCCCAAACCUGUUCUGCUCUUCUCCUCUAGAACGUCUAACUUACCCAAUUUCCUUUAAAACUCAGCUCAAAUAUUAUCUUCUUUAAAAGAAUAUUCCCAGUCAUUCCUGUUACCAGUCCCUUCCCUCUGAGAUUGCCUUCCAUUUAUACUUUAUCAUAAACAUUUCUAGCUGCUUUCAUGUUGUUUCUGCCAUGAGAAUGUGAAGUCCUUGAUAACAGGGACUGCUUUUGAGUACAAUGUUUGUCUUUUAGUAAGUUUAUUAUAAAUAAUUGUUACCUUACAAAAGGAAACUCCAUUCUGCUUCCAUAUUCAGUUUUGUGAGACAAGAACCUGACACUCAGAACCAAGAACAUUGUAAAGGUAAAGAACUUUGAAAGCUAUAAUAAGGUCAACCCAAUGAACAGACACCAUUUCAAAGGACUGAAGCCCCUACCUACUUCUCACCAGAGAAAUGAUGGACUCAGGUUUCAAAAUAAGACUUUUUUGGUUUGUUUUACAAGUUAUACAUAUUUUUCCUUUUCCGAUUACAAUGGAGAAAACAAUAUUUUUUUUUGUUAAUAAACAACAAAUAUUUAAAAAGAAGCUAUAAUUAACUGGCAUUCUCAGCAGCGAGGCAGACAUUGGUUCCAUCGUUGUCUUUACCAUAGUAAACAUUGUAAAUAACUCUGUAAAGCAGAUCAGAGGAUUAAGGAAUCAGAUUUAAAGCCAGAGGGAAUUUAGAGGUCAUCUGGUCCAAACCAGUCAUUUUGUAGAUGAGGAAACAGGUCCAGAGACGUUAUGUGAUGUAUCCAAGUCAUACAGCCAAUGACAGACU